Messenger RNA from Penicillium verhagenii, 4839 nucleotides. RefSeq lists its product as uncharacterized. The record is from RefSeq and is a predicted model, not a curated record. Gene Ontology annotation, molecular function: DNA binding; ATP binding; ATP hydrolysis activity. The coding region runs from base 1 to 4839 and encodes 1612 amino acids. NCBI's taxonomy places the organism in Eukaryota, Fungi, Ascomycota, Eurotiomycetes, Eurotiales, Aspergillaceae. Gene Ontology annotation, biological process: chromatin remodeling; negative regulation of transcription by RNA polymerase II. The transcript is spliced from 2 exons. Gene Ontology annotation, cellular component: nucleus; chromatin.
AUGUCUGAGACAACGGGCGUUGAGUCGCCCGAGUCUGGAAAUAUCGACAACGCGGCAGAGGGGCUCCUGAACCAACAAUGGCAAGCUCAAGAUCAAGAAGGAUUGCCCGAAGACCCGGCUGUGAAACCCAAGGCCGUUCUUCAAGUUCUUGUCCCGGCCGUUGAUAACAGAGACGACUAUGGAUACUUGCCAGGUCACUUCGCCGUGCGCAGGAUUCUGAAGUUGGACUCGGAAAAUCCUAAGAGCCCAUCUUACACCGUGAGACUCCAAAGUGGAGAGCGUGAAACAAUGUCCUAUGAUCGAUUCAUGCGGCUAGAUAGCAGUAUGCAAGCUCUGGAUCAAUUCAAUCCGGACUCGGAUUCGAGUGACGAUCUCGUUGUCAUUGAUAGGAAUUCCCGAGCGCGCAAAAAGAAUAAAUUCACAUAUGGAGAUGGAGCAGCGGACGAGUCUGAUCCAGAAUUUCCUGCUGCCCGGAGCAGUCGCCGAAGCAGUCGCCCAACUCGGGGCCGAGCUGCUGCACCAGGAAGAUUUACCGACUUUUUUCGUGUCCAGACUGAAAGUGAAGGAGAAAAAGAUUCGGAUGCUUUAGAGAGCUCAGAUGACGCACUCCAUAUCUCUGCCGUCUCCAACAAGAAAUGGCUACGACGAGGAGCGAAAAGAGCUAAACUUAGAUCAUCUGACAACGAGACCUCAGACCACGAAAGAGGCACACGCAGAUCGAAAAGAACCACCCUCAAAAAAAAUCUACGGGAACCAUUUGAAGAUGACUUCUCUGAAUCCGAAAGCGAAGCCCCACGCAGGUCGAAUCGGGAACGUAAAACCAUUCGAAAGAACAUGCGAGAGCGGCUUGAAGAUGAUCUUUCUGAAGCUGAGAGCGGCGGCCCACGCCAACAGAAGUACUCCGGCGCCAAAGAGUUCUUCCUCGAACUCGCUCCUGAUGACGAGUUCAGAGUGAGCCAUUUUGAAUGUUGCUCUACAUGCAAACGGUUUGGCAAUGACGAAGAGAAAGGCAUUCUUGUGUUCUGUCAAGGUUGUAGCUCCUCAUACCAUCAAUCCUGCCUUGGACCACGUGCCAGUCGAGAGCAUCUGGUCACUAAGAUUGAUGAAGGAAAUUUUAUCCUUCAAUGUCGUCGGUGUCUCGGCAUCUCUCACGAAAGGCAUGACAUUCGCCCACAUCUAGGUAAUUGUGCUGUUUGCAGAGAGGCAGGACCAAUGUCGCAACCCCUGCGGCAACGCUUCACAUCCAAGGAGGAGCAGAGACUCCGGGUGGAGAACGACGGAGUGGACCCUAUCACUCAUAUUGACAUGAAUCGGGUCAAUAAUACCCGCAAUGUCCUUUUCAGAUGCACCACUUGCGAUCGAGGAUUCCACAUUGACCACUUGUCAUAUAUCAACACCGCGCACGAAACCGAUGCAACCGGCGAAACCGAUACUUUGCGCGGAUACAAACACCGGCAAUGCCAUGAGUGCUCAUCUACUGCGGGCGAAAUCGAGAUUCUCGUGGCUUGGCGCCCCGCUGCAUCCGACAUGGACAAAGUUGAAAAAAACAAAUCGCGCUUGCCUGAGCUUGUCCCGGAAAUCGACAAGGAGUACCUCAUCAAAUGGAAGAAUAAGUCGUAUUUCCGUGUGACUUGGAUGCCUGGAGACUGGGUAUGGGGUGUCAGUAGUCCUGCCAUGAUGCGGGCGUUUUAUCAGAGGACGCCGAGAGAAGCAAUCUUUACGGCUGAAAAGGCGAUUCCCGAGGCCAACAUGCGAGUAGACAUCGUGUUCAAUGUAUCAUGGAUGUCAGAAGAUAUGUCAUCCAAUGACGAAAAAGGUCCUGAGAUGGUUCAGGAGGCCUAUGUCAAAUACAAGGGCUUGAAUUACGAAGAUGCAGUGUGGGAAGCACCUCCGACACCAGAUGAAACUGAGCGUUGGGAAGACUUCAAGUUAGCCUUCAAAGAUUGGCUACGCCGCGGCACAAUCCCAAGUUUGGACCGCAAAAAACUCAAAGAUCAUCUGACAGCUACCUGCCAGUUAAAUUUUGAGGAGUUGGAACUAAAGGUUCAACCGAAGAUGAUCAUCAACGGAAAGUUGAUGGAUUAUCAACUGGAAGGUGUGAAUUGGCUUUAUUACAAGCACAUUCGACAAGACAACGCAAUUCUCGCAGAUGACAUGGGCCUCGGGAAAACGCUGCAAGUCAUCAGCCUAUUUGCGACCCUCAUUGACAGGCAUACGCGCUGGCCAUUUUUGGUAGUCGCUCCAAAUUCGACAGUUCCGAAUUGGCGGCGUGAGAUCAAGUCAUGGGCACCAGAUAUUCAAGUUGCGACAUAUUUCGGCUCCAAGUUUGCGCGCCAAAUGGCCUACGACCUAGAGAUGUUCCCGGAAGGCGGAAAUGAGAUCCGCUGCCACGUCGUAAUUGCUUCAUACGAGAGCAUGGUUGACAGUGAAGCAAAGAGGGUGUUGUCCAAGGUUCAUUGGGCAGGUCUGGUGGUAGAUGAAGCUCAUCGUCUGAAAAACGAUCACUCCCAGCUCUAUGAGCGCCUUGCUCGCAUGAAGUUUGACCACAAGGUUCUCCUCACUGGCACACCACUUCAGAACAAUAUCCGGGAGUUAUUCAAUCUGUUACAGUUCGUUAAUCCAAAAACGAAGGCCGAAAAAUUGGAGGAACAGUAUUCUGACCUCACCUCUGACAAUAUCCGGGCUCUUCACAAACUGAUUAGUCCGUUCUUCCUCCGUCGUACCAAAACCGAGGUGCUACCUUUCUUGCCACCGAUGGUGCAAAUAAUCGUGCCUGUUUCAAUGUCCUUUGUACAAAAGAAACUUUACAAGUCGAUCUUGGGGAAGAACCCCCAACUGAUAAAAGCGAUUUGCACGACCCAUACUAGCCAGAUCAAGAAGCAAGAAAGGUUGAACUUGAACAACGUUCUGAUGCAGCUCAGAAAAUGUCUUUGCCACCCAUUUGUUUACAAUCGAGAAAUCGAGGAAGUUACCAAUGAUCCAAUACUGGCUCACCAGCGCUUGGUAGAGGCUUCUGGAAAAUUUGAGCUUCUGAACUUGAUGCUACCAAAGCUACAGGAGCGAGGUCAUCGUGUUCUGAUUUUCAGUCAAUUCCUCGAGAACCUGGAUCUUGUUGAAGAUUUCCUUUCGGGGAUGCAGUUGCUCUACUGCCGUUUGGAUGGCCAAUUGAUAGCUCGCGAGAAGCAGCAACAGAUUGAUCUUUUCAACGCGCCUGACUCUCCAUACUUUGCCUUCCUGUUGUCGACGCGAUCCGGUGGUGUUGGUAUCAAUCUUGCAACCGCUGAUACCGUCAUAAUCAUGGAUCCGGACUUCAACCCAAAGCAAGAUAUGCAAGCUUUGUCCCGUGCUCAUCGAAUUGGUCAGAAGAACAACGUUCUUGUCUAUCACCUGACAACACGAGCAUCUGUAGAGGAAAAAAUCAUGGAACGGGGUAAGAAGAAAUUAACCCUGGAUCACGUCCUCAUUGAGCGCAUGGAAGACGAGGAGGACGAGGAGGACCUGGAAUCGAUUUUACGGCAUGGUGCCCAAGCUCUGUUCAACGAUGACCAUUCAGCCGAUAUCCAUUAUGACUCAGCAUCUAUCGAUAAGCUUCUUGACCGAAGCCAAGCCGAAAAAGCUGAUGAGAUGAAAAGAUCGGAUCAAGGUGAUAAGGAUGCUACAAACCACCAAGCGAAUUCACAGUUCAACUUCGCUCGUGUCUGGCAGAAGGAUGCAGGAACUUUGGAAGAAGUGACUGUGAGUGAAGAUGCGCCUAUUGACGAAAACCUCUGGGCCAAAAUAUUGGAUGCCCGCGAGAUCCAAUCCCGGGAUGAGGAACUUCUCAACGCCGAAACUUUUGGCCGGGGGAAGCGAAAGCGCGCUCAAGUCAACUACCAGGCAGUAACCGAGGAAGCCCAAGAACUUGAUGGAACGACAUCAAAUCAAGCAUCUCCUGUCAAAAAGCGCAAGAGCAAGGGAAGUGGUGAUAGCGAUGAUGAAUUCCAGGGGAAGGGCUCUGAUGAAGAGAUUGACUCUGCCGAUGACUCAAUCGGGGAGGAUGAUCGCAUGGACAUUGAUCCUUUGCUCCCGAAACAUACUGGUCCCUUCAAGCGUGUUCAUGUCCCCGAAGAACCCCCACUCUCGUUGGGCCUUGACGGUUCAUCGGACUCUAUGGCGUCUUGCCUGGCUUGCGAGAAACGCCAUGAGCUUGGUCACUGUCCUUUGAAAGGAGCUGGUGUGGAACACUGUCCACUCUGUGGCCUUGCGCACCUAGGAGGACGGCGUGCUUGUCCGAACUUCAAUUCCAAGUACCAGGUUCAACUUAUGCUGCAAGCAUUGUCUCAAAGCAACGAGGACCCUAGUCUGGUUCAUGCUGCUAAACAGUACUUGCGUGGUGUCAUCGGCCAUUUGACAAAUGCCGAGCGUAAAAACUCUGCAAAUGUGAAAGAAACUGGUCAGUCCAGCAAGUCGCCUUCACUUGCGGCUGAUCUAUCUAGGUCAACAAGCAAUCUAGGCAGCUCGGAUCCCAGACUGGCUCUGCCCCUACUGGGUAGCUUCACCCAUCAAACGCCCAAGACAUUUCAACAACAGGCUGAUCUGUCCAAACCUGGCAUGCAUGCCAAUGGGAUGGAAACCACGCUGGUGCAGCCUCUUUAUGGUAGCUCGUCACAAGAACAUCCCGCUCAUUCAACUAUGCCCCUUGUACCCUCGCAGCAGCCCAUGCCCCUGAGCCAGAGCGCGUUGGUACCCCGUCCACUUACAUCCGACGCACAGGUUGUUGACCUGACUGGGCCCGAUGAGUUGGAUGAGGUCCCCUACCACUCACCAUAUCCUCACUCUGCAGGCCAUGGACAGUGCUAA